Molecule: messenger RNA, 5007 nt
Organism: Schizosaccharomyces japonicus yFS275
Lineage: Eukaryota; Fungi; Ascomycota; Schizosaccharomycetes; Schizosaccharomycetales; Schizosaccharomycetaceae
Product: THO complex subunit Tho2
Exons: 2
Coding region: 1-5007 (1668 amino acids)
Biological process (GO): mRNA export from nucleus; mRNA processing
Cellular component (GO): THO complex; nucleus
Source: RefSeq, a predicted model, not a curated record
AUGGAAUCCCGAAGUGACACAAAUGAAGCUGAAACCCUCCCAAAAAGUCUUUUAAAAUAUGAACAACUACUCGAUGCUUCGUUAGCUCCAGGACGUCCCGUGGAGGAGUUAUCGGAAUGUCUCUCUGAACUUCUCGAGCUGUCGGUUACUACGGACACUGUGAAUUGCGUUCAUGUCGCUUUGUUAUUGAAGCGUCAGCUUAAAAACGAAAAGUCGUCGGAAAAGUUAAUAAGCUCUUUUGUUGAUGCGUUAUGGCUUUAUGACAUCGAAGUCCUCCCGGGUGUGCGAGACGAAGCUGAAAAAGAAGGAGUAUCUCAAAGGCUAGUACAGUUGGUGAAAGAAGUUCUACAGUCUCUUCCAAAAGAACUACUAUUCACACGGCUUGACUGCAGCUUUCUGGAAAGACUUGGAGUUACUCAAAAUGGUGAGCUUCUUAACCGAAAAAUUGCUCGUGCCAAUACCUCUCUCCUGUAUAGGCAGCACAAGUUUAACCUUUUAAGAGAAGAAAACGAAGGCUUUUCGAAGCUCAUUGUUGAGCUUGAUAAUGCGUUGCAUUAUGCACGAGAUAAAAGCGUUGACCAACAUACCCUAGCGGAAGUUCUUGUGAAGGAUAUUCAAGUUCUUGUUGGCACUUUCAACCUUGACGGAAGUAAAGUCUUGGACAUUGUCUUGUCUUUCUUUGCCGAAAAUAUUGUUCACCAACAUGACUUCCUUAUAGACUUCCUAAACGCGUCUCGGUGGAAAGCGGUCAAACCUCCUUUAAUGUUUUCACAACUUUCUGUGGAGCAACGUCAAAAACUACUGUCUGAAUUGCUCGUUUCUCGUUGUUCGUGGGGAAUCGACUCUUCUUUUUUAAAAAUAUCAUCCCAAAUAUCUCAGUUACUUGGCCACAAUCUUGCUUACUUUUAUGAACAUCUGGAGGAUACUCCAUUUUCUUAUAAUGUCCUUAUUGCUUUGUUAAUUAAGAAUGGCUUUUUUGGUGUCGAUAACAUAUGGCCUUACUUAUCCCCAAGUGACGAAGAGGUUUCUACGGCUUGGGCCAAGCAUAAAGACUCUAUUGAAGACGAAAUCUACAAUGCUAAGGGAAAUCCAUUGUCCAUGGCUGCGCCGUUACCAGACGAGGAGGUGGAAGACGGAGAGGCCCUUAUGGAUACGGAGAUGACUGAAGCAGUUGAUACGCCUCCUCCAAAACCUUCUCAAAAACUAGGCCUUCUGAAGGCUUUGCUUGCUAUUGGUGAUUUAAAAUCCUCACUGCUCAUACUUGGACGUUUUCCUGUGCUUCUUCAGGUCUGUCCUGAGGCCGCAAAGCUGUUCCUUAAGCUUGUACAUAUAAUGGUUCGCAAAAUUUACGUCUCUAUCGACUUCCUUGGAAAGCUAUCUCCUGAUAUGCAAGACCGAUUACAACAACCAAAGCUGGUGCCGGAGGACUCUCGAGUCAGAGAGAUUAAAUUGACGCUCCCAAAAACAAAGAAGCAAAAGCCGGUGUUAAAUCCAUACCCCGUAAACCCAACUGGUGAUGUAUUUUUCUAUGAGGAACGGCUUUCAGAGGAUCUACCCAUACUCGAGACGAUGGAACAAUUCUACGGUAUAUUAGUACCCCUUUUGAAGCUACCAGGUGUUCACUUUUCACAGGACCCUUUGCUAUUUACCAAAAUCUGCCGAAUUGGUGUGUGUCGUUUGAAAAGUCACCCUGAAGAACGUGAACGAUGGAUUGAAAUAUGUCGUAUCAUCCUGUUACCUUCAUUAACUUUGAUACCAGCAAAUGUUGGCAUAAUUAAUGAGUUUAGUGAACUAUUUUUCCUUUUUUCUGUAGAGGAAAGAUAUUCACUUUACGGCGAAUGGUCAACGACGACAAUGAAAAGGAUUCCGGAUUUGAAGCUACAAAAUUUUCUCGUUGAAAAAGAGGCAAAAGGCAUCUUGCGUCGGUUAACCAAAACGAAUGUGAAGCAAUUUGUCAUCGUAGAGGCUUCACGAUACCUGACAAAGUUUGGAUUUGAUGCUCUUACUUACGCAACGCUUGCUGCUCUCUCAAAUAGUAACAAACAACGCUUGAAAUCAGAUGGCACAAGCAUUGCACAGUGGUUACAAGGUCUUGCCAGCUUCUGCGGGCGACUCUUCAGGUACUAUACGAACAUGGAUCCUACUAUAAUCUUUCGUUAUUGCAUAAAAAGACUUAAACAAAAUCAAAUGUUUGAUUUGAUUGUGUUAAGAGAUCUUUUGGUUCAAAUGUCUGGCAUGCAACCGUGGACUAACCUUUCUGAUAAUCAGCUUCUUGGGGCUGCUGGUGGGAAACUCAUGAGGCAUUUAAGUCUUUCUUUAAUAUACGAAAAGCCCUCCGUUAUAGUCGAUGCAAGUUCACGGUUGCUUCAAGUUCUAAAAGCCAACAAUCUUACUGGUCAACUUUUAAUUUUACUCGCUCAAAAGUUGCGCACCUGUAUCUAUAACGUUGAAGAGCAACAUACUCACCUGAAACUGAUUGGGAACUUGUAUGAUGAUUGUUCUGAUGUUUUAUUUUUACUUGUUGAAUUCCUGUCAUUCCAUUGCACUCCUGGCGAGUAUGCAUCAAUGAUUCCUAAACCAGCAGAUAUGUUGGAGAAGUUUCAUCUUGAUCCACCUCUUAUGUUUUUUUUGUAUCGUUAUGCAGUUGAAAAACCUUGGCGUGUAUAUAGUCUUCAAAACAAUAAACGUUCGGACGAUGCAGAUGAGAAAAUGCAGGUUGAUGAUCAAAUCCCGAACGCAACCCCGAGUGAGUCUUCUGUUGUAAAAGAAGCUCCUAUGUCUGAUGACCAGUUGUCUCUAGAGUCUUUCAUUCAACAGCCUCAUGGUUUGUUUCCAGCAAAUACUUGGGCGUAUAUAUCUCCUUCUUUUUACACAAUUUUUUGGAACCUCUCUAUCUACGAUAUAUACCUCCCCUUUGAACAUUAUGAAUCCGAAAGAAAUCGUUUAGUGGAUCAAAUGUAUCAAGUCGGCGCCGAAAAAGAAGCUUCUCAAUUGAAGUUCAAUCAAAAGCGAAUUGAGAAACAGAAAUUAUUUGAGAUUUCAGGCGAGCUUCAAAGUGAAUUGAAAGAACACAUGCGUUCGUUAGAAUCUACAAGAAAGUAUCUUCAUUCUAAGUCUGACUACUGGUUUUUGCCCUCCGGAACAAAAGUGGAUGGGGAACAGUUGGACCGUCCAAGAUGGAAUGCUGUGGAUAAAUUUUGGUCUCUUUGCAUAGCUCCGCGCUUACGUUUAAGUCCCCAUGAUGCAAUUUUCUGUGCCAAAUUUGUGAAGCUUCUACAUUCUCUUAACACUUGGAAUUUUUCCACGAUGUCACUUUUGGAUAUCCUAUUUGGUCCACAAUUACCAUCACUGAUAUUCAGCUUCACUCAGCGUGAAGCUGCCAAUUUCAGUCGGUUUCUUUUUGAAAUACUUGCUGAAAUUACUGCCUGGCAUAAAGAUCCGGGGCUUUACGAGAGGGAUUGUUUGGGAAAUGGUCAUUUGGUUGGUUUUGUUUUGGAAUGGAAUGAAACGAAGGAUGAUGGUGCUGUUGAUCCUUCACGAUUACUUCGACAUAAUCGCUACUUGCUUUUGGUUAGUAAGUGGCACAAGCAGCUCACCAUGAUUAUGGAAAAAUGUUUGCUUUCUGGAGAUUACAUGCAUAUCUACAAUUCCAUCGUUAUUUUAGAACGUAUAUUACCCUUCUUCCCUCUCAUUGAAGAAAGUGGAAGAACCCUAAAAUCGGCUGCCGAGAAGCUUAAGGAUAAUGAACAGCGAGAAGAUCUAAAGGUUUUGGCACUUGGCUAUUACUCCAAACUAGCCAAGAAAGAGGCAACUUGGGUAUCGUUUCAUAGUUUCUCUGGAACUGUGAAACCAAAAUCAACUAAAGUCGAAGAAAAACCAAAAAAAGCUGACCCUUCUCCAAUGGCGGUUGAAAAGGAUGUUGAAGAGGCUCCGGCUAAGAAGACCUCAAGUCCCGUUAAGGAAUCUUCUACUACUAUUUCAACUGCUGCUGCUCAUUCGGCUGCUACUGCUCCUGCUACUCCUGCUACUGUUGAUGAAAAGCCUGUUUCAGAUACAAAGCCGACUCCUGUUCCGCCAAAACAAACCACAACUCCCCUUAACGUACAAGCCAAAGAAUUCAAACCCCAUACUGAAGAGAAAGUUGAGACUAGCGAAAAGCCACCUGAAGCAACAACAAAUAGCAACGCUUCUGUCAGAAGAAGUAACCAACCUUCUCCUAAAGAAGGUACCCCUUCUAGAGGUACCUCUUAUCGUCAUGACAGGGCACCACCAAAGGACUCAUACAAGCCAGGGGAAGCAAGAAAUAUUCGCGCUUCUCGAUACAGGAAUAUGGCUUCAGAGAACCCGGAUUCUCAACAACAACAGCGCCCUUUCAAUUCACGUCAUAAUCAAAGAGAUUCUCGUCAACAGUCUCCCGAUCAAAAAUAUAACGAGAGUGGAGCAAGUUCUGGUAAUUGGCGCUCUACGGGAAAUCGCCAAAAUCGCAAUCCUCGUGGUACUAAGUACAAUACUCAGACAAAUGAGGGACAAACUUCACGUAAUGAGCCGUAUUCAGGAGGCGGAGAGCCAGGAUCUCGUGUUCAGGAACACGACAGAAACACUCCUUCACAGCGGAGAAAUACAGGCUCCAAUGAUAAGAAUGAACGAGGAUAUUUCAAUGAGGAUGGUAGACAUCGCGGCAACUACCAAUAUUAUAACAGAAACCAAAGAAUGCAACGACAAGAUAGACAGGGCGAUGAUAAACAGCGCGAGUCAUCUGCUUCUUCUAAAACAGACACUAAUGCUGGUUACCGUCCUUCUGAUAAACCGCGUAGAUACAAUUAUGACAAGUCCUCUGCGGGAAGUCACGAUGGAUCUUCGCGCAGUGAAGAUAACAGUUUCCGCAAAAGACAAGACGGUCGUUCUGAAAGAGAUGGUAACAACUCUCACUUUUCGGGACGCAACCGACCUCGUACAUCUUCUAAUACUCAGAAUUUUAGAGAUGAUAAAAGACGCCGCAUGCAAUAA